This is a messenger RNA of Capronia epimyces CBS 606.96, 804 nucleotides long. RefSeq lists its product as uncharacterized. The coding region runs from base 1 to 804 and encodes 267 amino acids. NCBI's taxonomy places the organism in Eukaryota, Fungi, Ascomycota, Eurotiomycetes, Chaetothyriales, Herpotrichiellaceae. The transcript is spliced from 2 exons. Gene Ontology annotation, molecular function: oxidoreductase activity, acting on NAD(P)H, oxygen as acceptor. The record is from RefSeq and is a predicted model, not a curated record. Gene Ontology annotation, cellular component: intracellular anatomical structure.
AUGGCUGCCACGACACCAGCCGCUAGCAUACUGCUCACUGGUGCUGGGAGUGGCAUCGGUCUCAACGUCCUUGCUCAACUCCUGGAAAAACAUCCCGCCACUCGAGUCCAAGUCCUGACAUUAUUCCCUACGCCAGAGCUCACGCAGCUAGAGGAGAAAUAUGGCAAGUCGCGCCUGAAUACCGUAUAUGGUGAUGCUUGUGAUACAGAAGUUGUGGCCAAGGCUGUGAAAGACACGAUAACCAACUAUGGCACCAUGACGCACCUAAUAAGCAGCAUUGGUACCAUGCUUCCUGUCCAGACCAUCCGGAAAGUCUCCAUGGCCGAGAUCAAAAAGAUCUUCGAUGUCAAUUUCUUGUCCGUCUUCGACCUGGUACAGCGCUCGCUUCCACACCUGUCAGCCUGGGGCGAGCGGAAGCCGACCGUUAUCAUCGUGACCAGUGGAGUGGACUUCGACGUUCUGUACCGAGGCUGGAGUGGCUACUGCACUUCCAAGGCCGCGUUGACACGCUUCAUCCACUUAUUAGCACACGAGGAGCCCGGGGUCGAUGUGUAUGGUGUGCUGCCACUGGUCACAAAGUCCCCCAUGGUUGACAAGAUCUUUAACGGGGAGUACGACGAUGUCAUGCUGCCCGAGGAACGCGAGAAGUUCAAUACCUGGGCCAAGCAAGGCAAGAUCGAACCGCCCGAGUAUAUUGCGGAUGCUGUCGUGAAGGCCGCCAUCGGUCAGAUUGUACCGGAGUCGAAGGAGGUGGAGAGGAAUGAUUGUGGUGCCUUGUUUAUUGGCAGUCUGUAUCAGAAAUGA